AUGGCAUCUUCUGGCCUGGGAAUAGCUAAUUCACGACCUGCAUCUGCUGUCUUGUCGCCAGAACGAGUAUUGCUGACUACCACUAUAUCAAAUCCAACCCAGACUUCUCCAAAUAAGAAACUCUCCCUGGAUCUCCACAAGACAGAUCUAGAAGAACGAACACUGAAUGCCAUAUCAUCAGCAGCAACAUCACUCCCAAAGGCUACCAUCAAGGCAUCAGGGGCCGCAGAUACUCUAGGGCGAGGUAUUAAAGCUACAGUAAAUCUCGAUAAUAAUCUAGAUCGUACUCUGGCCAACCUGGAUAAAAUGUCCAGUAUGGCAGUUGAGCUCAACUCGAACGCCACGUCUAUGAAGGGAUCGUUUGCGAGUAGUGUGGGAGAAACGCUCGAUCUGCUAAAGUAA
Messenger RNA from Synchytrium microbalum, 402 nucleotides. RefSeq lists its product as uncharacterized. The transcript has a single exon. The coding region runs from base 1 to 402 and encodes 133 amino acids. The record is from RefSeq and is a predicted model, not a curated record. Lineage: Eukaryota; Fungi; Chytridiomycota; Chytridiomycetes; Synchytriales; Synchytriaceae.